Messenger RNA from Exophiala oligosperma, 2953 nucleotides. RefSeq lists its product as uncharacterized. The transcript is spliced from 2 exons. Gene Ontology annotation, molecular function: rRNA small subunit aminocarboxypropyltransferase activity. Lineage: Eukaryota; Fungi; Ascomycota; Eurotiomycetes; Chaetothyriales; Herpotrichiellaceae. The record is from RefSeq and is a predicted model, not a curated record. Gene Ontology annotation, biological process: maturation of SSU-rRNA. The coding region runs from base 107 to 1294 and encodes 395 amino acids.
UUGAGGGCGGCAACAUUUUUUGUUUGAUGACUAUUUCACCCUCAUACUCUGUACAAACCUUCUCGAUCGCUUCUUCCACAGCGCAAUAGUCAUUAAACUUGUCAACAUGGUUCGCCAUAAGAAAGACAAUUCAUCGAAAGCGAAGAAAUAUUCUACGAAACCUCGACAUACGCCACGAGCCUCGGGGCUAGGAGGCGAUGAAGUUGGAGGCAGUGAACGUCCACCUUUCAAGGCAGCAUGCUGGGACUUUGGACACUGUGACGCGAAGAGAUGCAGCGGUAAACGUCUCAUGCACUUUGGAAUGAUGCGCGAACUACCCAUAGGUCAAAAGUAUCCUGGAGUCGUUAUCUCACCCAAUGCAAAACGCACGUUAUCACCGGCAGAUAAGGAGCUGUUAGAGCAAUAUGGCGCCGCAGUGGUCGAGUGUUCGUGGGUCCGAGUACAAGAAGUACCUUGGUCACGGAUCGGUGGGAAAUGCGAACGCCUCCUUCCUUAUCUCGUCGCCGCAAAUCCCGUCAACUAUGGCCGGCCAUGGCGUCUCAAUUGCGUCGAGGCACUUGCGGCAUGUUUUUGCAUAUGCGGACAUCAAGACUGGGCGGAGAUCGCUCUGCAGCAUUUUUCAUAUGGCAAGCCGUUUCUCGAGAUAAACUCCCAGUUGUUCAAACGGUAUGCAGCAUGCCAAGACGAGGACGAGAUCAAAAAGGCAGAAGAGACCUGGAUGGCCAAACUAGAGAAGGAGUAUGCCGACAGCAGACUGAAGGGACCGUCAGACGAGGGCGAUGAUUGGGCGGGAGGCAACCUGAAUCGACGGGAAGUAUUUGAGUCGGAUGAAGACGAAGAUGGUGAUGACAAUGAUGACGACGAGGAGUCUGAAGAUCCAGAUGAUGACAGAAUCCCGCAUCAGCAAGGUGUAUCUUUAAUGCCACCCGAUACGGACGACGAAGAUGAAGAAGCGGAAAUGGCUGAAAUCCGGCGAAAGAUUCUUGCAUCGAAGCCAUUUAGUGAGUCUAUAUCAAGCGAGGGUCGGAAGAACGGACCUGAACAGGCCUUUACCGACAAAAAAGCCACUGAGGCUGCUUCGGAAAUGGUGGCCACGGAGCCACCAGCCGCCCUUAUCGACUCUGACGCAGAGUCAGGUUCAGGGGAGGAAGAGUACGAUGACUUUGACCAGAUCGCCAAUGCCACUCCUGUCACCGAUCGAACAGGUAUCGUGGCACGAGAGAGGCAGAAGAAAUUGGAGCAAGCAAGUGCUUCCUUUUCGCGGACCAUAGUAUCUGCACCGAAGAAGUGGUAGUAAGAAACAGUGGGAUCCUCUGCAAGCUAACACGGAACGUCUUCAUGGUGUACUGCUUCGGUUGGACAACAAUCUCCCGUUCCGGCUCCUUUCUGCACUGGCAGUGACAAUACGAGAUCUAUCCGUUCGCUCGACAGAGAAGCACAGCCACCCCGUCUCCCAACCAACUUUCGCCCACCCAAAUUCGAAGCAUAACGGCUAUCACAUUUCAACCAGCGAAUGGGAUUCAUCCUACCCAGGUCAUUAGUCCCAUUUUACUUAUCAGAGAUGCUGUCAUAUCAGCUGCCGCCUAAAUUCCAGAAUCCGGUUGCUUGCUCAACGCGGGGAUAUUCAGAUCCAAUUGGCUUUUUCGCCACUCUCAUAUGCGUAUAUUUGAAACCCCCAAUCGUCAAUGACGACACCCAGGGCUGAGUGAAUCGUCUUGUACGCUGGUGAUCGAGAGGACCAACUUCUUUAGCUCUGACCAAAACAUUUCAUUGCAAAAAGAAGUACUUGUUGCCUUGUGGACUCCCGAAUUGAGAAAUCCCGCAUGGCCAUUUCCAGCCGAGAUCAUAGCAGCUUAUUCACCUCUUGAUGUGCCUGGGUACAGUGCAGCGUUUAACUUUCCGCCAACGAACUUUCCAUGGACCACCUCUAUCUUGGAACUGUGCAUAUGCAAAUGUCACCAUGGAAGAGAACACGGGGAUAUCGAAGCCAUUUCUUUGCUGGUGUAGAAUCUGAAAUGUCCUCGUCCGGAUCAGUAUCUGCUGCAGUGUCGGCUACAAGUGCCGGAAUCUCAUAGAGGUCCACGAUACUCGAGUCUUGUAAAGUCCUAUUCAGAUAGGCUAAAGCAAGGUCCUUGCAGAACGCCCGGAACGUGCUCCAGACGCGAAACUACGAGGGACAGUAAUCCGGUCGGAUUGUCUAGGCCGACCAGUUAAACGCAAAUCCAUCCUCACAAUACUCGGAAAGAAGACAAGGUCUCCCACAUGUUACUGACUUCCUGAGGGACAAACGAAUACUCAGAGUGGCAACCGGCGGCUGUUACUCGUAGGAUGUGGUAUUAAUUCCUAUACUACAGGAUCCAUAGCCUUUGCCAGUCCCAACGCCGGUGGAACAGAGAACAAUGUACGGAGUACGAAUCAUGACAUCUUAGCUUGAGCCGCGUAAAUGACUUCCGGCAUCCCUGUCGGACAACAUGCAACAGACGAUGGAUGCUGCGGCGGUUUUAGGGCGAAGUGGGCGAAUUUCGCCACUAAAUUCUACCUACUUGUACUCGGCAUGCAGGCGAGGAGGAGGAACAGAACAAGACUCCACAUUGCCGGAGAAAAUCCCCGUCGUCUCUGAUUGCUCGAGUACGAAGUACAUCAUACGAGCACGGUCAGUCUUUGUUGCCGUUGAAGACUCUCGCGGGAGAACUUGCGUGGACGAUACGAGUAUCAUGGUCCCCUUCAUCGUAGCACUUGAAUGGAGCGGCCAGAAUGAGAAAUCACCAUCGGCUCGGGAUAGAAGCUUCAAUCAAGUCAAAAAGAGUAUUUGUAUCAAGAUGAUGUUGUAAAUCAAUAUCUACUUGUACAAUAAUAGUCUCAUCUGACUUAUCUUGGAGCGAACCAAUAUAAACGUAAGUAGUAUGGUAGCUUUUUAUAGUUGCGAACGUGACCAGACCCGAAAGAAAGAACC